Messenger RNA from Xenopus tropicalis (tropical clawed frog), 5667 nucleotides. It is a transcript of the gene pak6, whose product is annotated as p21 protein (Cdc42/Rac)-activated kinase 6. The record is from RefSeq and is a predicted model, not a curated record. NCBI's taxonomy places the organism in Eukaryota, Metazoa, Chordata, Amphibia, Anura, Pipidae. Bases 612 to 2579 code for a protein of 655 amino acids. The transcript is spliced from 12 exons. Gene Ontology annotation, molecular function: nucleotide binding; protein serine/threonine kinase activity; ATP binding.
AGGCUGCCAGCAUAUCCCUAGCUGUGUAUUGCAAGAGGUGAUCACAAGUGGUAAUUUUUUCCUCCACCAAACCUCUAAUUGCACUUAGUUAUGGGAUGGCUAAGAGCUGGACUGCCCAUGCUUUCUCUCAUAUCUAAAACAGGAGAUUUAUCAAACUAGAAGCCAGACUGUCCAGCAUCCUGCGGGCAUUAUAACCAACGUGCUGGAAGCACCACCGAGCAUCCAGAGGUUAUGGAAGGCUUACCAAGUCCUAACACCAUGAAUGGCUAGAUGUAUUUCAUUUGUAGAUCUCUCUGGGGCCAAGGAAUCUCCUCCUUUGAGUGCAGUCAAGCAAAGUGUCCAGAGAGAAGAAAGUCAGCAGGUGCUCCGGCUGUGAAUGAGGAAAGCACCUCUGCCCCCUGCCGUAAGGAGCUAAGGAGCUAUUGCCAUUGCGGGAAGGUGACAUUGUGGCCAAUGUGGUGGAACCUACCAUAAGCAGGAGGCAAGCUGCCAAGGCACAGACAAGCAGGAGCUUGCAGUCAGGUUCAGAACAGCACGGGAAGGGAACCAGCAACAACACGGAGCUCAGAGCCUGACAAGACCUCAUCCUGCAGACAUUAAAGUCCGGCAUCAUGUUCCGCAAAAAGAAGAAGAAACGUCCUGAGAUCUCUGCGCCUCUGAAUUUCCAGCAUCGGGUGCAUACAUCGUUUGAUGCCAAAGAGGGCAAGUUUGUGGGUUUGCCACCGCAAUGGCAGAAUGUCCUGGAUACCCUGAGACGACCAAAGCCUGUUGUAGAUCCUUCAAGGAUCACCCAAGUACAGCUCAAGCCUAUGAAAACUGUUGUGCGGGGCAGCACCAUUGGCUUGGAAGGUUACAUUUCAGGAUUAUUGCAUGAUAUUGAGAAGCUCUCUGUCAUCAGCUCCAACACUCUGAGGGGAAGCCCUUUGGCCAGAAGGAGAGCUCAGUCUUUGGGUGUCCUGGGAGAAGAGAAACCUUUGAAUGGACCCUUUCAGAUUCCAGAACAGAUCCCAUCUGAUAAAUAUGGAAACUAUAUUAAUUGUAAUGGAGAAUCAAAGGCGAGCAGGAGGCAGACAAUGUGGCCUGACUAUAGACCAGUGGAGGAUAACUACUGCAAACCAAAUGGAUCUGUAUUUAAAGCAAAGUCUCUGGAUCCUGGUGAUUUUCAGGGCACUGUGGACCUUAUGGCGCUUUCCAUUCCGUCUCCCAGCAGCUUGCAAAAGGCCCACAUUGCAUCAAAGAGCUUUGAUGAGGAAACUCCCACAUCUAGACAGCUAUCCCAAAUAGUGCCAGUAUCCCCGCGGGAAGAGGGCACAGCGGCAAAGAAUACAGACAGCACAACAAAGCAUAAACUGUUACGAGGUGCGUUUGUACCCUCUAGCCGGGGGCAGAGUGUGGAGCUACUUGCACCAGCACAGCAGAUAAAGAGCGAGGCAUUGCAGGGUCCCUCUAGUUCUGCACGUGGGGUUUUCGCUAAAGCAGCAUCACUUCCUCCAAACCACUUAUCUCCAGACUUCACCAGAGUCAUUUCAGGAGCACCAUCUGACAGCAUAUCCCCUCUGCGGCCCUGCAGACCCUCCCCGGCAGGCUCACCUCGCAGUCGUCCCAUCCAGACCAGCUCCACCAACCUUCACCUUUGCACAGACACUUUUGGCAAAACCCAGCUUGGUAACCAGGAGUCACCGGUGGUAACACAUGAACAGUUCAAAACAGCCCUCAGGAUGGUGGUGGAUCAAGGAGACCCACGCCAGUUGCUGGAGGAUUAUGUGAAGAUAGGCGAGGGCUCCACAGGAGUCGUUUGCAUUGCUCGAGAGAAGCACAGUGGGCGUCAAGUGGCAGUGAAAAUGAUGGACCUCAGAAAGCAGCAGCGGAGAGAACUUCUGUUUAAUGAGGUUGUUAUCAUGAGGGACUACCAACACCCCAGUGUAGUGGAGAUGUACAAGAGCUACCUUGUUGGGGAGGAGCUCUGGGUGCUGAUGGAGUAUGUACAAGGCGGAGCUCUGACUGAUAUUGUAUCACAAACAAGGUUGAAUGAGGAGCAGAUUGCCACCGUCUGUAAGUCAGUAUUGCAGGCUCUUGAGUAUCUGCACUCCCAAGGAGUGAUCCACCGGGACAUUAAGAGUGAUUCUAUCCUCCUAACACUAGACGGACGGAUAAAACUUUCCGACUUUGGGUUUUGCGCCCAGAUCAGCAAAGAUGUCCCAAAGAGGAAAUCGCUCGUUGGGACCCCUUACUGGAUGGCCCCAGAGGUCAUACUGAGGUGCUCAUAUGGUACUGAGGUGGAUAUCUGGUCCCUCGGCAUCAUGGUGAUUGAGAUGGUGGACGGUGAACCCCCAUACUUCAGCGAUUCCCCAGUACAAGCCAUGAAAAGGUUACGUGACAGCCCUCCUCCCAAACUGAAGAAUUCUCACAAAGCCUCCCCCAUACUGAGGGAUUUUUUGGAGCGGAUGUUGGUUCGAGAUGCAGCGGAAAGAGCGACUGCCCAGGAGCUGCUGGACCACUUCUUUCUGUUGCAAGCUGGCCUGCCAGAAUGCUUGGUGCCCCUCAUCCAGCAAUACCGCAAAAGGAACUCUGCAUGCUAACCCUGGUGCCAUUGUGUGAGCAUCAGCAUCCGGGCGGUGACUCCCUGGGAUUAAGGACAUUCCACCGUGAUGGUAUUGGCACCAUAGCCGCAUCUGGAGCAUCUAGAACUUGCAGCGACGGUGUAUUGCUGCCCAGUGAUGAACUGGUUUGCUGACAAGACAUAAGCUAUGUUGACCAUUCUUCUGGUGUCUUUACUGUUAAACAGGGUCAGAUGUCAUUGUUUACACUACUGAGACCUUGGCUGUCGGAGGAGCAAGCAAUUGACCACAUUGGGGGGAAGCGUGGUAUUGCUUACUCCAACAGCAGCAAGGUUGUUCUUGUAUAGCUUCUAUUUUGUACACUGUAACAGAUAUUCUAAAGAAACACAGCAGAUGCGCCUUAUUUUCUGUACAUUACCAAACCGAUUUCCUUCAGGUACUUGGCUGCUAUUUUACUGAAGGCACUUCAUUGACUGUCCAGCAGAGGGUGCCAGUGCCACUGAAAUAACUAUUUUGUCAUGUUCUCUCUUGAUACAGUAUGAAUACGUGUAGUUGGAAUCUGUAUACAGUCUGGGACAAACUGUGCUCCAUUCUAAAGCCAGGAGUGUGUAGCUAGAAAUAUAUGAACAAGUUUAGAGACAUUGGCAUUUAGGCAUACAGAGGCAUCACAAUACCUUUAUACAUUGCAGUACAAAUACACCUUAAAGGUAUUACACUGGGCUACGCUAAGGCAUUUACCUGAACUAGAGGGGUAAUUUGCUUACAGCAUCCUGAUGGGCAUGGCACAGAGGUAACUGUUUUAGUAGUUACCCCCCCCCCCAAUAUUGCACAGUAUCUCCUAAAUCCCGCCUAUUAUGGUACAGGUAUGGGACCUGUUAUCCAGAAUGCUCAGAAUGCUCUGGGGUUUUCCGGAUAAGGGAUCUUUCUGUAAUUUAGAUCUCCUCAAUUUAAGUCUGCUUAAAAUCAUUUAAAUAUUGAUGAAACCCAAUAGGCAUAUUUUGCCUCCAAUAAGGAUUAAUUAUAUCUUAGUUGGGAUCAAGUACAGGUACUGUUUUAUUAUUACAGAGAAAAGGGAAAUAAUUUUGAAAAUUUAAAUUAUUUGCUUAUAAUGGAGUCUAAGGGAGAUGGCCUUUCCGUAAUGCAGAACUUUCUGGAUAACGGGUUUCCGGAUAAGGGAUCCCAUGCCUGUACUGAAGCUGCAGAUGUGACGUAUGCCAGUAAGCAAGAUGGCCGCACGUUAAGGCCUAUCCUCUCACUCUCACAGCAGAAUAUCUAUGUCUCUCUCUGUCCCCAUGAGCAACCGGAUUCACCAAGUAAUUUUUUAUCAUCAAGUUGGUGUCCAUGUAUCAAGGACCUGGAAACGGCAGGCCUGAGUCUUCUUGAAUCACAGCUGACUCUCCCACUAGACCCUGAAGAGCAGUGAAAAUAGUGGGACUUAGGAACCACAAGCACUGAGGAGGGGUGGGACACGACACACAUUUUGUGGUGUUCCUUACAUCAAGGCUCAGACUAUCAAUCUGUGGAUUCUGGGAAAUGCCAAAGUUGCAGCUGUAAGAUGCCAUAGACUUCUGGUCUAUACAAAGCUUUGUGCCAUUUCAGAGUACAUGAUAACAUCCCAUACGUGUACUUUGAACCCCAACGGCAGCUAUUAUUUCCCUUGGAUGCAAGUCUUUGCCAUGUGUAUGUGCACAGGUACAUGGGUAUUAGGCAGGAAAGUGAUUUGGCGCAUCAUAAUCACUGCACGUUAUGAACUGAGGCAGAGUUAAUAGUAAGGCAGCGUUAAUAGUAAGGUAGAGUUAAUAGUAAGGCAGAGCAGCACAUUUUAACAAAAAAAAAAUGUAAACCUGCUGCAAUGCUAUAAUUGUAGGUUGAAGCAUCUACUGCAGUUAAGAAGGUGAAAUAUGAAGCUUAGUACAGGCACGGGAACUGUUAUCCAGAAUGUUUGGGACCAGAUCUGGACUGGGAUUUAAAAUAGGCCCUGUCAUUUCAAGUACACAGAGGCCCAAACAGCCCCACCAGCCCAAUAAAUAGUGAGUGUCUAUGGCACCUUACAGCAGCCCCUCUGGCAUUUGCCAGACUCCACUAAUUGCCAGUCCGUGCCUGCUCAGGACCUGGGAUUUUCCCACUAAAGGUUUUUCUGUAUUUUGGAUACUUUAAGUCUACUAAAACAAAUAUAUAAAACUCUAAAUAAACCCAAUAGAAUUAUUUUGCCUCCAAUAAGGAUUCAUUAGUUACCUAGGUUGGGAUCAAGUACUAAGUACUAUUUUAUUAUUACAGAGAAAAAGGAAAUCAUUUUUAAAAAGUAUAAUGGAGUCUAUGGGAGAUGGGUUACAUGAGUGGCCCACGUAUUACCGUAAUGACAAGGGGGUUAGUUAACUAACUUCACUGCUCCAUGCCCCCCCCCCCUUUUGUUCCCAGGGUUUAAGGGCAGCUGCAACCCCUAUAGCAGUGAUCCCCAACCAGUGGCUCGUGAGUAACAUGUUGCUCCCCGACCCCUUGGAUGUUCUUGCUGUGGCCUCAAAGUAGGUGAUUAUUUUUUGGGCUUGGAGGCAAGUGUUAAUUGCUAAAACAGAGCCUUCUAUAGGCUGCAAGUCCACAUAGGGGCUGCACAUAUAGCUCUUAUUUGCUCCCCAACACUUUUUCCAUUUGAAUGUAGCUCACAGGUAUAAAAGGUUGGGGAUUCCUGCCCUAUAGUAUCUCAUAAUAGACAUCAGCACAUAGUUUCAUGUUGUGCCUCUACACCUACAGACCAUGCCAUUGGUUGCCCCCUCCUUGUUCUAGAACAUGCUCUUCUAUCCUGAAACUGUUCUUCUGUUACAGGAAGUAUUAGACAAAUUCUUACCAAUCCGACCAAGUACUGCACGUGCCAAAUAAUGCUGCUUUACAUGAGGAAUGUCUAACCUGCUGCCCUCAACAUCAGCACAUUCUCCCAUUGCAUCUCAUCCUGCUGAUAUGGGUUUAGGAGAAAUGGAAAGAGGACAAACUUGAGGCCUAAACUUAGACCCUUGUGUUUAGCUGCUGUGACAUGGGACCUGUUUGUGUGUUUGAGCACUUUGAAGGGAAAUGUUUGAAUAAAAGACCUUUGAUGACUGGACACAAUCAGUCCCAA